Molecule: messenger RNA, 1175 nt
Organism: Leopardus geoffroyi (Geoffroy's cat)
Lineage: Eukaryota; Metazoa; Chordata; Mammalia; Carnivora; Felidae
Exons: 2
Coding region: 1-858 (285 amino acids)
Biological process (GO): DNA integration
Molecular function (GO): nucleic acid binding
Source: RefSeq, a predicted model, not a curated record
AUGACCAUCCAACUACCGGACCCGGGAGACCCAGUUUUACCAGACCAGCCCAAAUACUCCCAGGAGGAGGUACAGCGGAUCAAGAAACUCCCCAUGGCCCAGGAGAUAAAGGGAUGGUGGUAUACACCUAACAAGGAGCUCGUGCUGCCAGACCAGCUCGGAGUCUCAGUAUUAGAGCACAUGCAUCGGUCUACUCACAUGGGGGCCCGAAAAUUAAAAGACUUAAUCCGACAUGCGGGCAUCAAGAUUCACCAACAGGACACCAAAAUAGAGCAAGUUGUAUCUGCCUGCAAGACCUGCCAACUCACCAACGCGAGAGCCACAUCAAAUAAAAAAGGAACCAGGCUCAGAGGCACCAGACAGGGAGCCCAAUGGGAGGUCGACUUCACUGAAGUUAAACCAGGAAAGUAUGGUUAUAAAUAUCUUUUAAUAUUUACAGACACCUUCUCUGGCUGGGUGGAGGCAUACCCAACCAAGCAUGAAAUGGCUCAGACGGUGGCUAAGAAGCUACUAGAAGACAUCUUACCCAGAGGGCUGCAGAGGGCGCACGAGGACAUUUGGCCGCGCCACCGUGCCAUCUACGCACCUGGCCCAACCCCGACACCUCAUCAGUACAGGCCGGGAGACUGGGUCUACAUCAAGAGGCACCACCGAGAGACCCUUGAGCCGCGCUGGAAGGGACCCUACAGCGUGGUGCUGACAACCCCCACCGCUCUCAAAGUAGACGGCAUCGCAACCUGGGUCCAUCACACCCACGUUCGGCCAGAGGACCCCUCCUGGAUCGGGAAGGAAUGGGCCGUCAAUCGGGACCAACACAACCCGCUCGAGGUCAAGUUACAGCGCAUUCGACCCACCUGAUAUUGGUUUCGCUGUUAACUCUGCUUGUCAUUGCUCAUGCUGCCGGGAGUCCCCACGGCCCCCAAAACAUUACCUGGCAGAUCAUAGACACCAGCUCAGGGACUGCGUGAGGGCCAUCCAACUAAUGGUCCUCCGUGCUCAGUACAAGCCCCUAAUAACAGGAGAGGACAAAAUAGAAAUGCAGCCGGUCCCAUGAUUGGGUCUGCAAGAUACAUGACAAGGGGGGAACGAAAGAACAGACCUAGGCCGGCCGACUCCAUCUUGUUCUGUAUCCUCCCCUUGAGUAACUUCCUGCUCACCUGUUCAAACUUCCCGAU